UACACUGAACUUUUCCACUGGUCCACUCGGGUUCUGCUGAACCAUUGCUGUGAUUUUCGGGGCUUGGCUCCUCCGUUUUUCUUCUUUUGCUGAUUUAAGAAAGGAAAGAAAGGAUAUUUAUCAUGGGAACACCAAAAAUGGCCAACCGCAGAGCUUCCAAAAGAAUAUUGAAGCCAGUGAUUGAGAAGAAGAGGAGAGAUCGGAUUAAUCAGAGAUUAGACGAGCUGAGGACUCUUCUUCUGGACAACACGCUGGAUUCGAGACUCCAAAACCCCAAACUGGAGAAAGCUGAGAUCCUGGAGCUCACAGUCGAUUAUAUCAGGAAGAGAUCGAGCAUCGGGACAGAAAGCAAAGAUUCCAACAAGGAUUCGCUGGAUGUCGUCGCUCCGUUACCGACUUCCAGGAAGCCUCGCCUUCCCUGCAUCUCCAUCCACGACCCAACCAGUCUCCAGACCAACAGCUCGCUCUACACCGCCGGAUUUCAGGACUGCAUCUCGCGCCUCACCGGCUUCAUCGACUGCGUGGAACCAUCUCAACGCGAGAACUUCGUCCAAGGACUACGACACCACCUGGACUCGCAUUCCCUCCGAGUUCCCAGCAACCCUUGGGCCUGCGGAACGCCGGAGCCGUUCUCCUACACCGGCAACCACCAGCUGUACCCCAAUUCGUUCGUCCUCCAUCACCCCCACCCUUACCCUUCCCCACCGUACUCCCUGUCCCCGCCCCCAUCACCCUGCUACUCCACCACCUCCCCCACGUACCUCACCAUCCCCUGCCACUUCCCCUUCCCCCCGUCCGUAUCUCCUCUAUCUUCCGAUUCCUGUUCCUCCACGUCCCCGCCAUCCUUCUCCUUCGCCACUUCCACUCCAAUCCUCAACCUGGCGUCGGCCCCCAAACCUCCACCCAGCGCCAGACCGCCGACGCCGCACCGGUCCAUGGAUCCCGCACCGGUUCCGGCUCUGACCACCAGCUCCUGCCCCCCACAGAGGACUCUGAGGAGAGCCUUGUUCCAAAACCAGCAACAGAACAUGUGGAGGCCGUGGUGAAUAGUGAUUAGUGAUUGGACACUACAAAUGACACUUCGCUUCAGUUGACUCUAGUCGGGCCGGGUAGAUCAUGUUGGUCAAUGGUCUUUUGGUCUUACGUUUUUUGGCGGUGGUCAAAAGGUUGCAUUCAGGUUAAAAAUGGUGCCCUACUGAAAAAGAAUGGCUUCUGGGACUAAGAAAGUCAAGGGAUUGGGCUUGAGCUCGGGUUUGGGUUUAAGCUUGGAUUUGAGCUUGAGUUUGGGCUUUGGCUUGGGUUUGGGCUUGGGUUCACACCUAGGUUUGAGCUUUGGCUUGAGCUUGGGUUUGAGCUUUAGCUUAAGCUUGGGUUUAAGCUUGGGCUUGGGUUUGAGCUUGAGUUUGGUCUUGGGUUUAAGCUUGGGCUUGGGCUUAGGUUUGAGCUUGGGUUAACGUCUAGGUUUGAGCUUGAGCUUGGGCCUUGGCUUGAGCUUUGGCUUUGAUUUGGGUUUGAGUUUGAGCUCGACCUUUGGCUUGGGCUUAGGUUCAAGCUUGGGCUUAGACUGGCGUUGAGACUAAAACCUAGACUAAAAAUGUUAGAAUUCUUGGGGAAUCUUAAGUAGAAAUUCGCUAGAAUUUUAUUCUGCAAUUUCUGUUAUAAAUUAUUGAGAAUUUACUUGGGAAAAUUUACGUAAGUUAUGUAACAAUGUAUUAAAGAAGAACGUAGGGGGUGUCCCAAUUGCAUAUUAAUAGGUAUUACUAAAUUAUUAUAUGAGUUUUUGCAUAAAAAUGCAAAAAGUGUCAAAGUUUAAAUAUUUAAAUAUACUUAAAUAUCCACUAAUUACGAUACAGUCUUCAAACU
Astyanax mexicanus (Mexican tetra) is the source of this 1863-nucleotide messenger RNA. It is a transcript of the gene her1, whose product is annotated as hairy-related 1. The coding region runs from base 123 to 1046 and encodes 307 amino acids. The transcript has 4 exons. Gene Ontology annotation, biological process: regulation of transcription by RNA polymerase II; regulation of neurogenesis; anterior/posterior pattern specification. Lineage: Eukaryota; Metazoa; Chordata; Actinopteri; Characiformes; Acestrorhamphidae. The record is from RefSeq and is a predicted model, not a curated record. Gene Ontology annotation, molecular function: RNA polymerase II cis-regulatory region sequence-specific DNA binding; DNA-binding transcription factor activity, RNA polymerase II-specific; protein dimerization activity. Gene Ontology annotation, cellular component: nucleus.